Molecule: messenger RNA, 2127 nt
Organism: Apodemus sylvaticus (European woodmouse)
Lineage: Eukaryota; Metazoa; Chordata; Mammalia; Rodentia; Muridae
Product: histone H2B type 1-K-like
Exons: 1
Coding region: 303-683 (126 amino acids)
Cellular component (GO): nucleosome
Molecular function (GO): structural constituent of chromatin; DNA binding; protein heterodimerization activity
Source: RefSeq, a predicted model, not a curated record
ACUAACCUAGGUGACAACUUACUAUAAAGCUAGGUUGGUUCGUCCCUACGGCCUUUAUAGGCGUUCCUAGGGGUGGGGUCAGGAGGGAGCUUUUCAUUGGUGGUUAUUUGGCCCCAGAGAAGUCCAAUGAAAUCUGAAAUUGUUAGCCUUGUACUGAAAACGCAAGUUUCGCGUGUGGGCCAAUGGAAAUUAAAAGUACUUUGAGACCUAAUUUACAUAAGGCGUUCAUAAGGGCUCAGGUCCUCUGGGUCCCUGAUUGCUUUUCUACUUCCUAGACUGUUUUCCACUAUUUGCUUUCAAUCAUGCCUGAACCGGCCAAAUCUGCCCCGGCUCCCAAGAAGGGCUCCAAGAAGGCAGUCACCAAGGCGCAAAAGAAAGACGGCAGGAAGCGCAAGCGCAGCCGCAAGGAGAGCUACUCCAUCUAUGUGUACAAAGUGCUGAAGCAGGUGCACCCGGACACGGGAAUCUCGUCCAAGGCCAUGGGCAUCAUGAACUCCUUUGUCAAUGACAUCUUUGAGCGCAUAGCAAACGAGGCUUCUCGCCUGGCGCAUUACAACAAGCGGUCUACAAUCACAUCGCGGGAGAUCCAGACGGCGGUGCGCCUUCUACUGCCCGGAGAACUGGCUAAGCACGCCGUGUCGGAGGGCACCAAGGCCGUCACCAAGUACACCAGCGCCAAGUAGAGGCUCCCCCGGAUGAGGCGCUCGCUGGCCCUUUUGGUCUUUGAAGGUUCUUUCUUGCAGUCACCCGCGCAAAUCAGGAGAGAGCUUUGUCCACUUAAAUUAGUUUCUAGUUCCUAUUCCAAAGUUACUUUAAGGGUCUUGGGAAAGGUACACUUCCAGAAGUUUUAAGCCUUUGUGGUAUUGAGUUUCCCUGUGGGUGUCUGUUUGCAGUUUAGCUGUACCCUACUUAGUUUCUUGGAGUUCUUUUUAGACUAGGAUCACUAGGGUGGGUCUCUGGGCCUGGCUUCUGUGUUCUAGACUGUUUUGUCCAGGUGCCUUUUAGUUGACGAUUUAAAGUGAAGGUGGUUUCCUUACCUUGGCGAUUAGAGGGCUCCAGGACACAGCUAGGUCUGUGUCGAUAAAUGCUACAACUGAAUGUCUACAACUCAAACCACUCUGUCCCUUUCUUUGCGUCCUGGGCACCAGCGGUUACCAAUACUUAGGGUGGUGUCCCUCUAACUUACUGAUUUACAAACACGAAUGUUCUACGUUGCUGCGGAUUUAGUAGAAGUCAGUUGUGAUUCUGUAACAGGCUUUACAAUCCCUGUUCGUGGCUUGCUUGCUUUGUUGGGUUCUGGUUUUGUUUUUUCCUUUUAAUACUUUGUGUUAACCUCUGCAGUGCUAAGCUACCACAAGGAUACUGCUCCUCUCUGGACCAGGCAGCCAUCUUUCUAAUCCAUACACUCAGGAAUUAGCUUUUCCCUUCUUGUGUCUCCGCGAGACGUCUGAAGUUCCCUUUGCUUUCUUGUUCACACUGUUGCUGGUCAAGCUGGCCUGAUGUUUUUAGACCUCCAGAACCCACCAAUGCCUUAAUCACAGCAGAUGCUACCCUUUAAAAUUACUUACUGAACUAAUUCUUAUAUCACUUUUUAAAAUCACUUAUUGAAUUAAUUUUUAUAAAGGCUGGGGUGACAGAAGCCUUGUUCAUUUGAUGUAUGUGAAGACAUGUUGGAACGAAAAUGUUUGGAGGAUUUUUUUCAAAAUUUGUCUGUAGUUAUAGUUCCUGUGGUGGCUGUUCUUGGUUGUCAACCCAAGCUGCUGGGUACACCUGAGAGGGAUUUUUUUCUUUUUUCUUUUCUUUUCUUUUCUUUUCUUUUCUUUUCUUUUCUUUUCUUUUCUUUUCUUUUCUUUUCUUUUCUUUUCUUUUCUUUUCUUUUCUUUUCUUUUCUUUUCUUUUCUUUUCUUUUCUUUUCUUUCUUUCUUUCUUUCUUUCUUUCUUUCUUUCUUUCUUUCUUUCUCUUUUUUUCCCCCCGAGACAGGGUUUCUCUGUGUAUCCCUGGCUGUCCUGGAACUCACUCUGUAGACCAGGCUGGUCUCAAACUCAGAAAUCCACCUGCCUCUGCCUCCCAGAGUGCUGGGAUUGCAGGCGUGCGCCACCACCACCCGGUGGGAUUUUUUUUCUCUU